This is a messenger RNA of Ictalurus furcatus (blue catfish), 2660 nucleotides long. Its product is annotated as leukocyte surface antigen CD53. The coding region runs from base 1026 to 1769 and encodes 247 amino acids. The record is from RefSeq and is a predicted model, not a curated record. The transcript has 7 exons. Gene Ontology annotation, cellular component: membrane. Lineage: Eukaryota; Metazoa; Chordata; Actinopteri; Siluriformes; Ictaluridae.
GAGCGCGGUGUCUUCUAAAUAAAAUGUCAUCUAAACAUGAUCGGUUUCAAAGUCAUUUGCUUCCUCGCUCAGCGAAGAAAUGAUUGUUAUUUAGUUUUGUUUUGUUUUUGUUUUUUUAAACAAUGCUUAAAAGUCUAUUAAUGUGUUGUGCUUGGAAAUUUCAGCCGAUGUUAAGAGAUAUUACACAGUUUGCACAGAAUAGUAAUAACGGUGGACGCUUUAACAACAAAUCGAAACAGUAGCUCAAAGUCAACUUUUAAUCGUGACGGUUUAAAAACGAAAGUUCGUAAUACGUUACUUUCUUGCUUUCGUCAGGUUCAUGCUUUACGUGAAUGACAUUUUCACACUUAAACCGAAAUAUAUUUAAUAUUAAGAAUUGUUUGUGUUCCGAACUAUCAGGGAUUUAUUUAUUUUAUUUAUUAAUUUAUUUAUUUUUAAAGAUUUCACACUUUUCAUAUUGGACUAAAUUCAUUUGUUUUUGAAAAUAUUAAAAACCUCACGAUAGUUUGUGUGCACUUCUUUUUUUUUCUUUCUUUCUUUCUCGGAAGCGCACACAGGAAGCGUGUGUCAUUGGUACUGUGAGACAUGAAGUUAUAUCAGAAAGAGGAAGUCGGGUGUCUAUUCUGGUUAAAGUAGAUGCAUGUUUUUCCAUUAAAAAAAAAAAAAAAUUUGUUUACAUUUUUCAGGUCUAUUACCUGAUUUGUGCAUUAGAGUGCUUUGGGGUAUUUUUUUUCCCCCUCACAUGGUAAAGGGAUUUUGUACAAGUAGGCAACAUCAUAUUUAUACCCCAGAGAAAGAGGUCAUAGUUAAAAGCAGACAAGAACAUGGAUACUGGGAAGCAAGUGAAAAAAAAAAAAUAAUAAUAAUACGGAAAAAGGCGCAUAGACUUUCGAGAGAAAAUGCUACUGUUUUAAAAAGUCACCUCUGUCUUACAUAAAUGACGUUUCUCUUAUCGUCGGAGUGGGCGAUCGCGACGGGGCGCCAAUACUUCUGGAGGGUUCUGGAUGAGAGAGAGACAGAAAUAAAUGUGUUUGUCUAUUCAUAGGCGUCUGUUUAAACUUAACAUACCUUCUGUCUGUCUAGAAUCCACAAAAGGAAAGAUGUCAUGCCUCAAGUGCCUAAAAUACACCAUGUGUGCGGUGAACUUCAUCUUCUUUCUUUGCGGAGCUGCUGUAUUUGGAUUGGGGAUCUACAUGAGCACCACGGCCAAGUACUUGUCCCUCUUCCCAUCCUUGUCAGCCGUGAACUUGGCCAGCGCGCUCUUCGUCCUCGGCAUAUUUGUCACCUGUGUGUCCUUCCUGGGUUUCCUGGGGGCCCUUAAGGAAAACCGCUGCCUCUUGAUUUCUUUUUUCGUUCUCUUGUUCCUGCUGAUGUUGGCCGAGCUGACCGUGGCCUGCCUCCUGCUUUUGUACGAGCACGAUAUUGACAGGUUCAUCAUGGACGAACUGAGGAACAGCCUGAAGCAAAGAGAAGGAGAAAAUAACGCAACCAUUGACUGGAACACCAUUCAGAAAACUUUCCAGUGCUGUGGAGUACAAAACGCAUCGGAUUGGGGAACGGCUAUACCGGAUUCAUGUUGCCCUACAGCGUCAUGUACAAUCACCACAGCCUGGCAGGGCUGCUAUUCGAAACUGAAGGACUGGUUUGAAAACAAUCUUCUAGGAACUGGGAUCGCAGUCAUCAUCGUAUGCAGCAUCGAGGUUUUGGGUAUGUGCUUCUCCAUGACCCUGUUCUGCCACAUCAGCAAAACUGGACUUGGAUACAAAUGAAAGGCCAUGUCAGAUUUCCCAUAAUGCAGAAGAGAGACAAGUCAGAAGAGUGGAAGAGAGUGGCUGAGAAAGCUUGUCCUCCAUUUACACCAUUAUCAUUUCAUCAUUAAACUUCACGACUCUCCUCUAGAUGACUAUUCUGAUAUAUAAAUUGUGAACGUGACACACGUGUAAUGGUGCGCAGUUUAAUUAAUGCAUACGAAUUUAUACGUUUUGUCGAAUGAAUUAUGGCAUUUCCAUAUUUCCAUAAAUUGUAUUGCGUGUACAGAAAAAGCAUAUGAGACUGGAUCAAUGGUAAACUAUAAUGACAGAACGCUGCCUUCUUAAUCGUUACGUCAAAUGUAGUAUAGUGCAAUAUCAGGCUGGACCAAAUAUACUGAUAUAUAUUCCCAGUUUCAUUCAGCUUUUGGAUCAUCAUCUUGUUUUUAAUGAUAAUACUGACAUCAGCACGUGUUGUAGUCUUUAACACAAGCACUUUUAUGAGCGGUAUUAGCCGUUCCAAUGUGCAAUUUAACUUCAUGUAACAUGUAAAGCCCCCUCCCAUGCCCAAAAGUCCACAUACAUGGAAAUUGCUGUCUAAAUUCCCCAAAUUUACUUUUUAUGUACCUGUAUAGUUGAGGAUACCAUGCUAAGUGUGCAUAUUGUUUAUUUUAUUUUAAUAUAAUCUUAAAUACCAUGUUCCUUAAUAGGGAACUAGUUGGUAUACUAGACUGUAUUUUUACAUUUUUAUUUCCCAUUUUUUUCUAUAACUAUAAACUCCACUGUACAUAGCUAAACCUUAUUUAAGUUUAGCUUUAGACAUGAACAUUAUUUGUGUUCUUUUCCUGCAUUGUUAUUACUGUGCUAACUGCUGCACGUCGUUACUUCCUCUUUGCCAGUAAAAAAAAAUAA